Molecule: messenger RNA, 3623 nt
Organism: Drosophila mojavensis
Lineage: Eukaryota; Metazoa; Arthropoda; Insecta; Diptera; Drosophilidae
Gene: Fbp1
Product: fat-body protein 1
Exons: 2
Coding region: 47-3454 (1135 amino acids)
Source: RefSeq, a predicted model, not a curated record
AAAAUGCAGUCAUCUUCUGGUUUGCAAGGAAGUUGCUACUUACAAGAUGAAUAAGUUUCUUCUGCUAGUAGUCUGUGUGCUUGGCACCGUGUCCGCUGGUCGCAUUGUCCAGCGUGACUAUCAGAGGGACAUUGGCAGUGUUGAUCAGCGCGUCGUGCGCAUGUCCAGGGAGGACUUGCUGCGCCAGAAGUUUAUUCUAGACAUUGUGCAACAAGUUCAACAGCCCUUGGAGCAGGAUGAUCUUAUUGAGCUGGACCAGGGCCUUAUUAUCAACCCAGAGCGCUAUCGCGGUGGCAUCGAUAAGGAAAUGCAGCGCGUUAUCGACUUGGACCGCCAGCGUCGUCUCCUGGAUGAGCGCGAGGUCUAUAGCAUUCGCAAUGUGGAGCAUGUUCAGCAGCUGCGUGGCAUCUACCGCCUGCUGGUGCGCGCCAUCGACUUUGAGACCCUGGAGCGCAAUGUCGUCUAUCUGCGACGCAACGUUAAUCCCGUCCUGCUCAUCAACGCCUUGACACUAGCUAUCCGCGAUCGCGAGGACACCCAAUCGCUAAUCGUUCCUGCCGUGCAGGAGAUUUUGCCCGAAUUGUAUCUUGACCAGCAGACAUUGGAGCGCGUCCAGCGUGUACAGGCACAGAUUGAGAACAGCCCUCGACCCUCUUUCGUGGAUGUGAUCGGUCUAGGCCAGCGCAUCCGUCAGAUGAAUCCUGUGAUGCGCAUGGUUAUGCCAUGGCGUGAUCUGCACUUGCAACUGGCACUGCGUAAGCAACAGACGUGGCAGCAGAACCAGAACCGUGUGGUGUUGCCUGUUCAGAAUAUUCAGGACGAUCAGGACAUUUCGCUGCUCACUGAGGACAUCGGCCUGCGCAACUUUAUUCAGAGUCUAAUCCAAGAACUGGCUUUGCUCGAGAACAACUCGAACGUCCGCCCACUGACCAACAACGUUUUGGAUAGGGACAUCGAAGUGGAAGAUGAGGAUCGCAUGCUGGGAAUUAACCGCCGCCGCAUGGUCCAGCAGCUGAACGAUGAUGAAGACAUCUAUGGCAACCAGCGCGACAAUGAUGACGACGAAGAGACACCUUUCAGAAAUCAACUGGUCGGCAAUCGAGUUCCUCUGCUGCGUAACAUAGGACAGGGCCUCAGACGUAUGCUGGGUGGUAACUGGGAAGAGCGCACCUCGACCAAUGACAUCAACGACUUGCCCACCGUGGACGCUCGCAGCGAUCGCUUGGUGCAUGUCGGUCGUCGUCGCCAGAACUUGAACCGCAUCGAGCCUGAGGAUGAGCAGCUGCAGUCGCGACGUUGGGGCUUUGUUCGUGGCGAGCGAUUGAGUGAGGGCCGCCGUGUGGACCAGGAGCUGACUGGCAAGCGCAGAAACUUGAUUGAGGAUAACCUGCAAGACCUUACCGAUAACUUGGAAUCCGUCCCUCGUAAUGAUGAUCGUCUGGUGUACAUCAAUAAACGUCGCCUGGGUCAAACGAACGAUAACUUGAUUGGAGAAGGCCGUCGUGUGGGCGCCAUACAGGAUGAGGACAUUCUGCAGCUGAUUCGCCGCGAUAACCGCCUGAAGAAAUUGAGCGAUGAGGAGAUCCUUAACUUACUGUACCGCAACCGUCAGCUUAAGGACCAAACUGAACAGGAACGCUUCAUGGGCAUCGUACGUGGCGACCGCGUGAGCGAGGGCCGUCGUGUUGGCGACAUUGACACCUGGAAGAACGAUGAAAUUAUGCAGUCGAUACGCGGGGACAACCGUCUGGGCCAGGUCAACAUUGACGACAUCAGUGAGAUGGUGCGUCGCAACCGCGACCGCGAGGAGCAGAAGCAGCAGGAACGCUUUCUGCGUGUUAACCGCCAGGACGAAAACAUCCGCUCUGGAGCUGACAACCUCCAAGCUGUGCGUCGUGAUGACGAGCGAUUGGUGCACAUCAACAGACGUCGCGUUAACCAACAAACGGAAAAUCUGACUCCGCGUCGUGUGAACACAAUUGCAGAGGGUCGUCGCGUUGAUGGCGAGGAUACAAUGAAAGUUGAGGACAUUAUGCGUCUGAUCCGCAGCGACAAUCGUCUAAGCGCGCUCAGCGAUGACGAGAUCAUCGAGAUGCUGCGUCGCAAUCGCCAGCAAAAAGAGCUGGGACAGAAACUGAACGUGGAACAGGGACACCGCUACCGACGCAGCUUGGUCAACACUCUGGACAUCUCCGCGACUCGACGCAGCGAGGUUCUACUGCAAACUCUGCGUCAGUUGCUGGCACGCCUGAACCAAGAACGCAUUGCUCUGCGCGUCAAUGAUGAGUUGCAGAUGACCGGCAGCUCCCGCCUGAACAUAGCUGAUCAAGCUCAACGCUAUGCCAUCCGCUUGAACGACAUGCGCCUGGACUCCCGUCGCAAUCGAGUUCUGCUUGAGCAGAUCAAUGCCAUUGAGGGUCGCCUGCAGCAGGUGGUGGAACUCGUGAUCCGUGAGAUUAGCAAUGGCAACAUCCGUAGAUCUGGCGUGCAGCAAAUCGACGAGCAGCUCCGCUUGGAGCGUGUGAUCGGCGAUGUUCUCAUCGGCCGCAUUGGUGACAUUGGAAUCCUGCGCAUAUUGCGUGAACUGCUCCAGGACACCACUGUGCGCAUGGACCGCUCUGGCCUGGGCAUGGGCGACCGCGUGCUGCUGCACACCCUACGCAGAAUCAUCGGCAUUGUGGAUGAAAUACGCGAGCAACAGUUGGGCGUCUAUAACCGUGAGAGCCUGAACUUGCAGGAUGUCGUCAUCAACGGUCUGCGCGUGGACAAACUGCGCACUCGCAUCGAGGACAGCGACAUUGAUGUCACCAACCUGGUCGGUCAGCCUCUGCAGUCGCAAAUGAUGGUGCGCCAACGUCGUCUGAACAACAAGCCCUUCACCAUUGACAUGGACAUAAGCGCGAACGGCCCACAGGAUGUAAUCAUUCGCCUGUUUUUGGGACCUCGCCAGGAUGUGAAUGGCCGUGAGCUGCCCCUGGAGCAGCGCCGCUCGGACUUUGUGCUUCUGGAUGCCAUCAAUACCCAACUGCAGAGUGGCCGCAACCGCAUUCAGUACCGCUCGACGAACAUUGCCUGGACAACCCGCGAUGCCACGCCCUACAGCGAGAUCUACCGUCGUGUGAUGACUGCUCUGCGCGAUCAGAAGGAUCAGCUGAUUGUCAGCGAUCUGGUUGGCGAGAACGGCAGCUUCCCUCAGCGCUUGCUGCUGCCUCGUGGCCGCCCCGAGGGUCUGCCCAUGCAGUUGCUAGCGAUCGUCUCACCCGUCGAGCGCCUGGAACGCGAUCUGCCGAUUCGCAUGAAGCGCCUGGAUGGCGUUAUGGGCGUGAGCGUAGCCUCCAUAAUGGACAACCGUCCUCUCGGCUUCCCCCUGGAUCGCCGCAUCGAGAACGAGCAGCUGCUGUUGGAGCUGCCCAACGUACAGCUGGAGGAUGUUCUGAUUGUUAGCGAUAACUAAGCAGAGGAAACCAUGUGCCAAACCUUCCCCGACCGACUGACCGAUGUAGCGACCCCAAUCAACUCGUUCUCCGAUGUCUCCGAAAUGUAAUAGUUAUAUGUAGUAAUUUCUUUCUUGUGUAAUCCCUAAAUAAAGCUAUGCAACUGAUGCAUAAGUGCAUUAAGAAUAA